UCAGACAAACAGAGUCAUAACAACGAUCUUACAAUCAAUAAUCAAAUCCAAAUCCAAUCAUGUCCAUCAACACCCUCUUCCGCAAACUCAUCGACCGCUAUCAACAAGCCCGUCAGAUCCACCAAUCCCCCUCCUCCCACAAAGCAGACCUUCUUCGCCAACGAGAUGAAGAACGUACUUCGGGAACGGGAGAUGGUCUCCUUCACAUCGCUCUGCAACCCGCAAAUCAAUCGGUGAAUAGCUUUACGGCGGCGGAUCCGGCAAAGUAUUAUCAGAAGGGGAGAGCUUGGGAUAAUAUGUGAUGAUUGGGAGGAGGAAGGAUGGAUGGAUAGAUGAUUGAUAAGAAAGGAUACGAGUACGUGGGAAAAAGAAGAAGGGAAGACAGAAAAAUGGAAUACGGCAGAGCAGGGGGAACAUUCUAACAGGGGAAGGAUUUUAACAGGGGAUUGAAGUUCAACAGGGGAAAGAAUUCCAGGGGAAAGAAUUCCAACAGGGGAAAGAAUUCUAACAGGGCGAAAAGUUCCACCAGGGGGUUGUUUUUGGAGUCAGAGAAUAUAACAGAGACUAAAAACAGAGAACACUGAGAGAGAGAUUGAGAGAUUGAGAGAGAUUGAGAGACAGAGGAAAGGAGACAGAGAAAAGGAGACACAGAAAAGGAGACACAGAAAAGGAGACACAGAAAAGGAGACACAGAAAAGGAGACACAGAAACAGAGAGACAGAACAACAACA
Molecule: messenger RNA, 731 nt
Organism: Sphaerulina musiva SO2202
Lineage: Eukaryota; Fungi; Ascomycota; Dothideomycetes; Mycosphaerellales; Mycosphaerellaceae
Exons: 1
Coding region: 60-302 (80 amino acids)
Source: RefSeq, a predicted model, not a curated record